GGCCUGGGGCAGAUAGCUGAAUAAUUGUUCCCUGGAGAUCGUGAAGCUAAAAGUCACCCCUUUGGGGCUGCCUGUGUUUAUGUCACACACCACAGUCGGAACCUAGGCAUUCCGUGUCCAGAUUUGAGGAAGCACGCCCAGUCCCUUGUACAGAUGAGAACACACCUGCUUCCUCAUCUGCCUUGGGUCCUCGCUGCCGAGGAAUCCCUUGUAGGGAGUCCCAGAUGAGCACUUUCCAGCAGCUGAGGUCAACUGUGAAGGGGCUGACAGCUGGAGGCUGACUGCUCCUUACACUCCCUGCUGCUAGGUAGCAGGUCCUUCCUUGAAGGGGCACCUGCCUGGCACAAUUCUGUCUACCCCAGGUGGUGUGUGUGCCUUUUCCGCGUUUGCGUGGCAGCCGUGAAGGCAGGAAGCGGACUUUCAGGCUCGGCUCUUUCCCUGACUUUACCGUGAAACCUUUAAGACGUUUCCCUCGAUUCGGGAGCUCUACAAGCAGCGGCUGGAUGAAAUUGAAAUGUUGGAGAGACAUAUCAUUCAGGGCCGUGCACGAGCUCUUGCAGAGAAAGAACGGAUCAUGCAACAGGCCGAUGUGCAUGCCCAGGAGACCUUCAUCAAGAUCCCUCCAGUGAAGUCUAUCUUCAGAUGGUGUGUGGACAGUGUGUUGCUACAGAAGCAUCAUUUGAUCUGCCCGGAUGAUUACUACAGUGACACCGUACCAUUUUGCUCUGCACCUAAAGGCGUCUCUGUCCCUGGAUGUUCAAAACUCACAUUCGGUUGUGAGAAGCGUUCUGUCCCAAAGAAGCACCUGACCAAGAAGCUUGAAGAUCCCUGCAGGAAGAUGCUCACUAAGUCUGACGAGGAGCUGGACUACACUGUGGACAGCCUGACAUGGGACUCAUCUUUAGAGGCCAAGCGCAAGACUGUCCAGAAAACAGGUCCACCCAAGAAUAAGAAUUGGAUGAACCACCUACCUGUGCCCCAGAGAGAACUGGAGCGACUUCUGCUUGCCAGAAUGGACAGUCGGAUCCGCUUCCUUAAAAACCCCCGGUUUUUCCCUCCUAACACUCCACGUGGAGGCACGUCUCUCCUCUUUCCUCCGAAGAAGCCAGUGCUGACAGGAGACCUCCAGAGUGGAGAGCCAGUGGAGAGUUGUGCUGAUACUCCAGUGUUUCUUGCUAAACCAUCAAUCGCAUUUUUCACAGAUUAUGAAGUUGGGCCAGUUUAUGAGAUGGCGAUCUCGCUACAGAACACCACCGCGGCCAGCCGCUGCCUAAGAGUCAUCCCGCCGUCGACGCCGUACUUCGCGCUGGGAUUGGGGAUGUUCCCAGGAAAAGGCGGAAUGGUGGCCCCUGGGAUGACCUGCCAGUAUAUCGUCCAGUUUUCUCCCGACUGCCUCGGGGAUUUUGAUGAUUUCAUUUUAGUUGAGACCCAGUCAGCCCACACGCUCGUGAUCCCCCUGCAAGCCCGGAGGCCACCCCCAGUGCUGACAUUGUCACCGGUAUUGGACUGUGGCUACUGCCUCAUCGGGAGAAUGAAGAUAACCAGGUUCCUGUGCAAAAACGUGGGCUUCAGCGUCGGCAAGUUCUGCAUCAUGCCUAAAAAGAGCUGGCCGCCACUGAGCUUCAGGGCUGUCGCAACCUUGGGCUUCGUUGAGCAACCUCCCUUUGGAAUCCUGCCUUCCAUGUUUGAGCUGGCUCCGGGGCAGGCCGUGUAUGUGGAGGUCUCGUUCCUCCCGACAAGCCUGGAAAAGGCGGAGCAGACCUUCAUCAUUGUGUGCGACAACUGCCAGAUAAAGGAGCUGGUGACCGUAGGAAUUGGGCAGCUGGUUGCUUUGGAUCUGAUCUAUAUUUCUGGUGAAGAAAGUCAGCCGGAGCCUGGAGAGCUCACAGACGUAACAGCCCAGCACUUCAUACGCUUUGAGCCGGAGAACGUUCAGUCCACAGCUAGAAAACAGCUCAUUAUUAGAAACGCGACGCACGCGGAGCUGGCCUUCCAUUGGCAGAUCAUGAAGCCGAACCUGCAGCCCCUAAUGCCUGGAGAGACCUACAGCAUGGACAGCCUCAAGUACCACCCUGACAGGGAGACGGCCUUCUCCGUCCUGCCCGAGAGAGGGGUUCUCAGCCCCCACACGGACCACGAGUUCAUCCUGAGCUUCUCUCCUCGUGAGCUGAGGGAUUUUCACAGUGUGCUCCAGAUGGUGCUAGAAGAAGUCCCAGAGCCCACGAGCUUGGAAUUGGAAACCCUGAGGGAUUGCUCAUGCUCUGCGGAUGACGUCAUUGUCCUGGAAAUCGAGGUGAAAGGCUCGGUAGAACCUUUCCAGGUCCUCUUGGAACCGUAUGCCCUCAUCAUCCCCGGGGAGAACUACAUUGGUAUAAACGUGAAGAAAGGUUUUAAGAUGUGGAACAACAGCAAGUCCCCCAUCAGAUACCUGUGGGGGAAGGUCAGUGACUGCCACAUCAUUGAAGUGGAACCCUGCGCAGGGACCAUAGAGCCCAACGAGGUGGAGGAUUUUGAGUUGAGCUUUACCGGGGGUGUCCCCGGCCCAACAAGCCAGGACCUGCCGUGUGAAAUCCAAAACUCACCCUCACCGGUGGUGUUACACAUUGAGGCGGCCUUUAAGGGGCCGGCCCUUGUCAUCAAAGCCUCAGCCCUUCAGUUUGGUUUGCUACGCCUGGGGCAGAAAGCCACCGACUCCAUUCAGAUCCAGAAUGUCAGCCAGCUCCCAGCCACGUGGUGCAUGAAGGAGAGCCUGGUGUGCCUCCAAGAAAGGCAGGAGAGUGUGUCUCCCUUCGACAUUGAGCCCUCGAGCGGCCAGAUCCCUGCUCUGGGGGAGUGCAGGGUGACCAUCACCUUGGAGGCCAAGCAGUGCCAGCGCCUGCAGACCGUCCUGGAGCUGGAGGUGGUAAACGGAGCCUGGAGCCACCUUCCUGUAUACGCCGACGUACAGGAGCCCUACGUGUACCUGCAAAACAGCCACGUGGAAGUCAGCAACCUCUACCUGGGCGUGCCCACCAAGGCAACCAUUAGACUCAUCAAUGGCACCCUCCUGCCCACCCGCUUCCACUGGGGCAAGCUGCUGGGGCACCAAGCAGACUUCUGCACGGCCAAGGUCUCCCCGAGACGUGGCACGCUGGGUCCCAGUGAGGAGCGCCAGCUCAGCCUGGAGUUCACUGCUCACACCCAGGACGAGCUGAGCCAUCUGGCCCUCCCUUGUACCGUGUCGGGCAUGAAGGAGCCAGUGGUCCUGGGCAUUUCUGGGAAACCCCAGGGACUGCAAGUGGCUAUUGCCAUCUCUGCGGAGGGCUCUGAUGGCAGCGUUCUCAGCACAGAGCUGUGGCCGGACCACCUGCAGGAGCUCCGCCUCGACUUUGGCUCCGCGGUGCCUCUGAGGACCCGCGUGAACCGCCAGCUCAUCCUGACCAACCGCUCCCCGAUACAGACGCCCUUCACCCUCAAGUUUGAGUACUUCGGGGGCCCCCCAAACGGCCCGAAUCAGAAACCCAGCCUCCCCGACGUGCCCCCUGCCCUGCUGAAGACGUCGCGGAUUCGAGAACGCUUGGCCAAGCGAGAGCAGCUGAAUUUUAUGGAAAGCCUGUUGUCUCACGGGAAAGGAGCUGCCUUCUUUCCCCACAUUUCCCAGGGCAUGCUGGGGGCCCACCAGCAGCUGCGCAUCGACAUCACGGGCUAUGCAAACAUGUGGGGCGAGUACUGGGACGACCUCAUCUGCACGGUGGGCGACCUGCCACCAACAGUCAUCCCGGUGCAUAUGGCGGUCGUGGGCUGCCCCAUCAGCUCCCUGAGGACCACUUACUAUACCACUGACCAGUUGCAGAAGGAGCCUGUCAUCAGGUUCGGCACCCAGGUCUCCGGAGGAGACACAGUCACCCGGGUCCUUCGCUUGAAUAACUCCAGCCCCUGUGAUAUCCGCCUGGACUGGGAGACCUACACUCCGGAAGACAGGGAGGACCGGCUGGUGGAGCUGCUGGUGUUUUAUGGGCCACCCUUCCCGCUGCGGGACCAAGCUGGAAACGACCUCUUGUGCCCAGAGACCCCUGCAAGCAGCAGCUCCUUCUGGUCCCCAAGCUCCUCCGAUGAGUCAGACUCCAGCCGUGAAGCUGCCCAGUCUGCCGAGGGCUGCUCCAGGGUCAGCGACAGGGCCUCACGGAAGAUCCUCUCAGUCGUCCUGCGGGAGCACGACGGGGUGCCCUGUGGCCACCUGUACCGCGUCAGCCCCAAGCAGAUGGUGGUCCCCGCCGGCGGCAGCAGCAGCAUCUCUGUGUCUUUCACGCCCGUGCUGCUCGGCCCUGGUACCCGGCACAAAGUGGAGUGUGUCGGCUAUGCCCUGGGCUUCAUGAGCCUGGACGAUGAGGUGGCAAGAGAGCUUCCCGGGAGGCGGCGGCGCCUGCAGGACUUCGCCGUGGGAGCCCUGAGACUGGACCUGUGCAGCUCUGUGAGGCCCGCACAGCUGAGCGUGGAGCCGGACUACGGCGGUGGCACGGAGUUCUGGCACCAGGCCAGCGACCUCAUCCCCAAGCAGCCCUGUUCUGGGGUGCUGAGCGAGCUGGUGACCACCCACCGUCUGAAGCUGACCAACACCACAGAAAUCCCACAGUCCUUCCGGCUCCUGGUCUCCAGGCCCUUCUCUGUUGCUCAAGAUGGGGCCAGCCGCAGCCGCAGAGCUCCUGGCCGGGUGCAGGGGUGUGACGAGGAGCCAGCCACGGCCGGCCAGCCACUGGUGCUCCGCCCGAAGGAGAACAUGCUGGUCAGUGGGCACCUUCCCCUCACGCACGCACGCGUACACAACGCCCUCACACACGUGUGCGCAGACACUGGCAUCCAGACACGGCACGCUCUCGUGUCAUCCGCUUCCAGAGCUGGAGGGAGCAGCCACGUUCUCCUCCGGUGUGCGCUUGGGCAUAGGUGUGUUGAGGGCGGGCCAUACGCUGUGCUAGGUGACAGACUACCCCAAGGACCUCAUCACGGAGGGGAGCAGGGGAGCAGAUCUACAGAAGAAGGGCACCCUCACUCAGCAUUUGCUUCCUUCUCCAGAGGAAAACUGAGGGGCAGCCCCCAAACACAGCCCGAGUCCGGUUCCACCAGAGCCGGCUGUCACCAAGUGGUUAAAGGUCCCUUUAAGACGCCUCAGGGAAGGGCGCCUGGGUGGCUCAGUUGGUUAAGCGUCCAACUCUCGGUUUGGGCUCAGGUCCUCGUCUCAAGGUUCAUGAGCUGGAGCCCCGGGGAGGGAUCGGCACAGACGGCGAGGCUCUGGCUGCGAUUCUCCCUCCCUCCCUCUCAAAAUAAACAUUUGACCUCAGCAGACAGCACCGCCCUCCACCCUGUGCCCAGAGCCUGGCAUCCUCCUUCCUAGCCCCUCUCUGACCCCCAGCCUCAGUCUCCAGGUCAUCCCACACCCAUGUGUUGCUCUAGGACAAUGAUUUCCAAGUCUGGCAAUAGAGCCGUGGCCUUUAGAAAACUUGCUGGAGAUAGAAGUUCACAGGCCCCACCUCCAGAGACCAGAAGGUCCAGGCUGAGGCCCAGGAAGCUACUUUUUUAACAAGUGCCUCAGUUGACUGUAUGGAGCUAGUCCCAAAGAACCGGGGGAACCACGCAUCCACCUGCCUUGGGCUAAGAUUCACCUUGGCCUUGACUCACGUUCCCCUCAGCCCACCUCCUGAUUCCGACAUCCCCUGCUUACAAGCCAUCAGAGGCUCCUCUGUGUCCUCGGGAUAAGGACACAGGCAGUGCUGGGCCAACAGGCCCGCCCACAGCCCUGCUCACGCCAAGGGGUAAAGGGAGGUUUGCUGGCCGUGUCCCCUCGGGGGCCUCAGCUCCUCGUACUAACGGGUGUGGGGCGCAGGGCAGGGUGCAGCGUCCGUGGGCCAAACACCCCAGACACGGGCGCCGGGUGGAGGGAGGCACCCUGCCGGCCCCGUCCGGGCCGGCCUACAGGCCGCAUGUGGUCAGGGGCUGAGCUGGGGCCUACCGGGCCGCGGGGGCCGUGGGAGGAAGGAGGACCGAUCGCCAGGUGGGGAAGCUGCCGCCCGCCUUCGGCAGCGCGAGGCGACGGCCUUGCUCACGUCUGCUCAGGUGAACGUGUCCUUCUCGCUGUCCCUGGAGCUGCUCUCCUAUCAGAAGCUCCCGGCGGACCAG
This is a messenger RNA of Prionailurus viverrinus (fishing cat), 6150 nucleotides long. RefSeq names its product DLEC1 cilia and flagella associated protein (gene DLEC1). The transcript has 33 exons. Bases 515 to 5368 code for a protein of 1617 amino acids. Lineage: Eukaryota; Metazoa; Chordata; Mammalia; Carnivora; Felidae. The record is from RefSeq and is a predicted model, not a curated record. Gene Ontology annotation, biological process: negative regulation of cell population proliferation.